This is a messenger RNA of Entrophospora sp. SA101, 816 nucleotides long. The record is from the annotation of a GenBank genome assembly. Lineage: Eukaryota; Fungi; Glomeromycota; Glomeromycetes; Entrophosporales; Entrophosporaceae.
AUGCAUAUUACUGAAACACAAGUUCGUGGGCGUUGGAACCUAUCAAUUUUGUGUAAUGAAUCAAGACCAAAAAUUACAAGAAAAAAAUCAGAACUUUAUCGUUCAUCGUCAAUAUCAUCAUCAUUUAUUUCCAAAAGUAAUACAAAAAACAAUAAAAUUAAUAAUAGCAAGACAAAGUUUUUUGGUCGUAUCCACGACAACGAUAACGAAAAUUAUAUUAAUGAGCAUCUCAUUGGAAAAAAUUAUUAUAUAAAACCAUUAAAUAUUUAUCAAGAUACUCGUAGUUUAAUUGAUAGUAAAAGAAUUAAUAUAAUAACAUUGGAUGAAAAUAGUGUUAGUGAUAUUGUUGUUAGGAGUGAUGAUUUUGAAAAUAAAGAUUAUGGUUUACACGAAAUUAUUAAAGAAACAUGGUCAAAUAAUUUUUCUGCGCCGGUUGACGAAAAAUUAAUGAAUGGAGGCGCGAGAGUUUUAGAUUGCGGCACAGGUUCUGGAAAGUGGAUUGUAGAUGUUGACCUUUCACUUGAUAUUGUUUUGAAAUUACCUCGAUAUUUUGAAAAAUCAAAAGAAUUUGAUUUGAUCAAUGUAUUGGAAAAACCAAUCGAAAUAGGCUCUUGGGGAGGCGAAAAUGGAGAAAAAGUAGCAGAAUGUUUAAUAUCUACAUGGAUAGCAUUUAAAAGCAUUCUAAAAACACUUUUGAAUGUUGACGACAAAGGCUUCGACCAAUUGAUUAAUCAAUUUUAUAACGAUACUCGAGAUGUAAAUAAUCAUAUGAUUUGUAAAAGUAUACGAAUUUAUGGUAGAAAGAAAUUCACAUAA